AUGGAUCAUCGUCGAGUUAUCCUCGUCGUUGGACAAUCAUUGGUUACCAUUUAUCUGCUAUCCUUGACAUGCUGUUCUGCUGAGAAACUGUCACCCGAUCAAAAAGCACCACCAUUUGCUCGUGGAUCAGGUGGACUCAUCCUGAAGACACCCUAUGAAGGUGGUGGUGGUGGUGGUGGUGGUGGUCUUCCAAGUUCAAGUAACGUGGAUGGAGUUCAAAGGGAAGAAAAGGAAGAUAUUAAAAUUGUUGAUGGUCAACCUGUUCGCGUAGUGGAAGGAAGUUUCUCUUACAAAAGCCCUGAAGGACUUCCUGUGUCUGUUAAAUAUGUCGCUGAUGAAAAUGGGAACAGAGCCUCAUUCAAAUUUGGUACAGCUGCUGGUGGUAACGGAAUUGUUGGUACUGGAAUUGAUCAUGGAAAUAAUAAACUAGUUGAACCACCAUAUCCACCAAAUGGACCACCUGAUAAUGUUCUCAAUGGAAAAGGACUAGGAAAAUAUAUUCCACCAAGUUCUGAUAAAAACAACAACGUCGACAGAAAAUACCUUCCACCGCAAUAAUCAAUCUUCAUCGUCUUCUCAUCUUAUACUCUAAUGGCAUUUCGAUUAGAAAGGAUCAUAAAAAAGACUAUUUUAAGUAUAAUUGAUAUAAAUGAUCAAUUAAACGAUUUUGAGAGUUUAUAAAAGAUCAAUCAAGAUUCAUUU
Molecule: messenger RNA, 702 nt
Organism: Polistes dominula (European paper wasp)
Lineage: Eukaryota; Metazoa; Arthropoda; Insecta; Hymenoptera; Vespidae
Source: RefSeq, a predicted model, not a curated record